CGUCUGUCCAGAGAGGAAAGGCGUGCGUUUUGGUUUAGUCUAUAAAGGGGUAAUUGGAAAUACAAGGUGUAUAGAAAAUAAUACUUUAAAAUAUGGCGAAACAAUGGCGAGCUGUGCUGCUGGUUUUAUCUCUGGCUGGAUUAUAUAGUGCGCAGCCGUUUCAAAGCUUCAGGAGGAGAUCUGGCGGUCAAUUACUAGGUGAUUUGUCGGGCAGUUUUGGCUCUCGAUUUACUUUAUCUCAAGGUUCAUUGUCGCCGCAACGAGGCUCAUCUGGAGGGGCGUGGUUGAGUGGUCCCCCAACAUCCGUAUCUUCUAGCAGCUUUAUAUCUGGUUCCCCUAUAUCCGGAAGUGCUUCUGCUUUACAAAGCAACAGACUGGUUCUCGGACGGACAAGCGGCAGCGGUAGCCAAUUGGUGUUGUCACCGCAACAAGCUAGCGUUCCACAGUCGACUUUCCAGCAAACACAGCCUCUUCAGAUUCGACAAGCCCAUUCUGCCCAUCAGCCCCAACAAAUAGUAUUAUCUCAACCGAGACAGGGAAUUACUCACCAAGUUCUGUCGCAACCACAACAAACAGUCCACCAAACUCACCAAAUCGUAUCCCAACCACAGACUAUACAAACUGUUCAACAUGUGCAGCCAGCAUCUACACUACAACAAGUAGCUCAGCCCAGACAAAUAGUUCAAACGCAGGCAGUGCAACAUCAACAACCAGCUGUCAUCCGUCAAGCGCCUGUACAACAAGCAGCAACUUCCGGAAGCGCUCAGACGCUUGUACCUCAGCAACCAGCAGUACAUGCAUCAAAUCCAGCUAGCAUGCCAUCGCCUAUGGGGAUGUCACAUAUGGGCAUGGGCUCACCGUUUGGUAUGAUGGGCGCAAUGAACCCGAUGGCUGCAAUGAUGGGCCCUGGUAUGGGUCCUAUGGGCAUGGGAAUGGGUAUGGGAAUGCCAUUUAUGUCUUAUGAUACAUUUGAAGAUACAUUCAUUGACCCGGAUACGCCAAGUCGGCCAAUGGUUGCCCCAGGAGCUGCAAUGGCAUCCGCCGCAGCCGCUUCAAGACUAGGAGCUGGGAUGACGGCAGGUGCUGUUGGUGCUGCAAUAUCAGCUCCAUCUUUACCUGUGACUGGACAAGCAGCGUCUCCUGCAAGCGUGGGACUUGUAUCCGCCUCAGUACCGGUAGCUGGUACCAGUUCUGGAGUUCCGGCUCCACAGGCACCAGUGGCAGCUGGUGGUGUUUCAGCGUCCCAAGUUAAUCCGUCAGUUAUCCAGUCGGCUCUUCAAACAGCGUUGAGUAGGGUCCAACAAAGACAGACGGCACAAGCACCUGCCGUAGGCUAAAAACGUGGACAGCUUUACUUCAUUGAACAUUAUUUAUUGUGGUAUUUAUUUCAAAAAUCAUAUCAAUCUACAGCACUUUCUUGUAUAACAGAGUAGAAGAUCGACAAAUGUAUCAAUCAGAAAUGAUGUACUUCCGAUACCUAAAUUUUUUUUAGCAAGACAUAAUUGUUAUAUUUAUGGUAAUUUUAAUUGUCUUCUUUCUGGUCUUUUCCUUACUGUGAAGUUCCAUUAAUCUUAAUUGAAUAAUGUGAAACAACCCUGGGAUUAUGAUGUCUGUUUUUUAUUUAAAGUUUGUCCUUUGAUGUAUGUCUGAGAAAUUACAUUUUAAAUACUUCUGCUUAAAGUGUCAUCUUUAGGGGCACACACUUAAAUCAACUUUGGGACUAAUCGCCGCUUUUCAAUUGCAUAAAAGUUAAAAUUGAGGGUUUCAUGAUCAACACCCUAAUUUAACACACCUGUUAAUGAUUUAUUCUAAAUUUCUCCAUUUUAAUGUGCAAAUGUUGAAUACGGCUUAAGCCGGUGCUAGAGAGCGUGGACGGUUGCUUGCAUUAACCACUACCGUCCAGCCUCUCAGAGACUGAAUCAAAUCGAACUUGCAACACAUUCGAUGUUGUCAUUAUAGGUGUUCUAUGGGUUUUCCAUCGUUUUGCCAUUUUAGUUUAAUUACAAUUAUACUUUUACUUCAAAUAAAUCAUAGACUCGCUAUUUGUAAAAAAAUCGCAAAAUAAAAAUCUUAAAAAAGAGAUCACUAGAAAGCAGUUAACGCAAAGUUUAAAAGUGAAAAUUUUUAGAGUAGGUUUGAUGACAAAUAAUCGGAAUUGCAACUAUUGCCUGACCCCCUAGCACUGGUUUGAGUAGUAUUCAGUCUUCAACACAAUAAAUUAUUGGAAUCAAUUGUACAAAGACAAUGAUGAAAAUACUAAUUUCGAUGAAACUAUUGAACACAUUUUUAUUACUAUUCAGUCUUAAUAAUCAAAGGAAAUAACACAUGCAAAAAUCGACAAACUCUUCACAGUGAUUACCUCCCUUUGCAGAUAGUUUCUAUACUGAUAAGGGGAGAUCACUGCGUAGGAGGUUGCAAAAUCGAUAGCAUUUUCUGCACGAUCUGCACGACUUUUUUGCUACAUGCUUAUAUGGUUACACUUUUGUGUCCCUUCUUUAUUUUUUUCUCGUCUACAGUAAGUAUCUCCGCUUUCCUCCUAGUUGCUUUUUUCCUUCUCAUUUUAUUUUUUAUUUUAACCAUGACAAUUAAAUUUAACUUGCUUUUGUUUCGUUUCGUGAAGCGUUAAAUAUUGACCUGUCAAUAGUGCAUAAUAAAGUUUUAUAUUUAAAUCUGCAUACCUCCAGAUGAGCCAUAAUAUUUCAAGAAAAAUAUUAAAUUUGAGAAAAAUAUACUAAGAAUUUAAGAAAAUAAAAAAUGUUAAGAUUCAAGUAAUAAUUUACAUGUUUUGUGUGAUGAAGGACACUGAUUCUGAAUUUGUAGUACAUGUAUUUAUCACGAUAUUUAUGCUGCGUUUCUAACACAUUAAGCUAUUUUUGCUUCUACAUGCAUUGAUCGACCUCUUUUUUGAUAUUUUUUCGUGUGUGGCAAGUCCUGUUUGUAAUUUGUAAAUUACUGUCUUUGUUUUUCUUCACAAUAUUUUACAAUUAAAAAAAUCAUGAAAGUUAGCGUGAAUCACGAUCGAGGCAUGCAUGUAUUUGUUGCUUUAAGUUAAUUAUUUAUUAAUUUUGGUUCAUUGCAUUUUUUUAAUAAGCGGCGGCUAAAUUGUGCUCAGGUGAAGGUAAAUUUUAUGUUGCUUACUGCCGUGAUCCUUUAACAUAACUUCGUUAAGAAUUUAAUUUCGAAUUAUUCAAACAGUAACUGUUAUAGAAUGUCAUGAGCAUAAUAUGUUCUUUUUGUAGAGUUUAGUAAAGAAUUUGGUUAUGAUUUUCAAAAGAUACAGGAGCUUCAUGAAUAUUCUUUUUGUUAGGAAGUCAGAUGUUAGCUGUUAUAGUAUGAAGGCAUAUCUAUACAGUCAUGCUAUGUGUUUAUGUUUUGCUAAAAAUUAUUAGAAUAAAAUGUUUAUGAAAUGAAACUGUCUUUUUCAUCUAAAGAUUAAUAAAUAAACUAUACAGACGUUUUACCAUGAAUUGUUCAC
This is a messenger RNA of Ruditapes philippinarum (Manila clam), 3475 nucleotides long. RefSeq lists its product as uncharacterized. The coding region runs from base 93 to 1337 and encodes 414 amino acids. The record is from RefSeq and is a predicted model, not a curated record. NCBI's taxonomy places the organism in Eukaryota, Metazoa, Mollusca, Bivalvia, Venerida, Veneridae. The transcript has 4 exons.